Messenger RNA from Salmo salar (Atlantic salmon), 6232 nucleotides. The record is from RefSeq and is a predicted model, not a curated record. NCBI's taxonomy places the organism in Eukaryota, Metazoa, Chordata, Actinopteri, Salmoniformes, Salmonidae.
GGAGAAGAGGGAAGAGAGAGAGUGAAAGAGAGGGAGGGGUGUGCCCUGUAUCUGGGUGCUGGUGGAGGCGAGAGAGAGGGAGACUUGGAGGAGAGGAUGAGGGGGAGGGGCGAGAGCACUAGAGAGCGAGAGAGACACAGGUAUGGGAGGGGGAUCGAGGGAAGUAAACCAACCAACCAGAUGAAAGUGAGAGAGAGAUUGGGCUGUUUGAACGUGCUAGAGGGGAAGAGAGAGAGGGAGAGAGAGGGAGAGCGAGAGGGACAUUUUCAGGACUGAGGAAAUAGAAGUGUUACUACUGGGCUGUGCUGCCUGGUGCUAGAAGACCGACAUGGAGAAUAUGCAUCGCCCCACAGCACACACAGAAACCGGACACCACGUAAAAUGUGAUUUUCAAAGGCCUCACUAUCAGCGGUGAAUUUUCCUCUUCUCCCAUUCCUUUUUUAAUUUUUAUUUUGUGCUGCCUACUCUCUCCUUGUUUUUGUGUGUGGAUCCCCCCUCCCUCCCUCCCUCCCUCCACCACUUCUGUCACUCUCUCCAUUUCCAAAGGAGGGAUCUGUGAAUCAAGUGCAACAGAAGAAGAACAUGAGUCUCGGGGAAUGAUGCCGCUGCCGUUUGUGCCACCCUCCCUGUCGCCAUGACGAUGCCACUCAGCCCCCUCUCCAGUGACGAGGAGCAGCAAAGGAUGCUGGGAAACAAUAGACAUCUAUAUCCUGGGGCAGAGGAUGAGGAAGAGGAGGAGGAAGAUGAAGAAGAGGAGGGUGAGGAAGAUGACCGUGAUGAGGAGGGAGAAGAUGGGGAGAACGGCGAGCUGGAGGGAGAAGAGGAGGAAGAGGAAGUGGAGGAAGUCAGGCGAGGAGGAGGCAUGUCGCGAGGAGGCAGGGAUGAGGGGCACAGGCAAUUAGGCAAAAUGGCUGGACGACCCACAGGAGACAGACAGAUACGACCCGGCAACAUCGGGCACACAGUAAACCCUUAUUCGUCCAACCAUGGACCCACCCAUCAACAGCCAGCCAAUCAGCAGCAGCAGCAGAAGAGGCUGAGAGAGCAUAGCUCCAGCAGGGCGCCGUCAGAGGACGCCCACAUCGCCAUGAUGGUGUUCCGCAUCGGCAUCCCCGACAUCAAACAGACGAAGUGUUUGCGGUUCAACCCGGAUGCGACCGUUUGGAAGGCCAAGCAGCAGGUGCUGUGUUCUCUGACCGAUUCGUUGCGGGACGUGUUGAACUACGGUUUGUUCCAACCAGCCACCGAAGGCCAUGACGCCAAGUUCCUGGAGGAGGAGAAGAUGCUGAGAGAGUACCCACAAUCCUUUGAGAAGGGGGUACCAUAUCUGGAGUUUCGUUACAAGACCAGAGUGUACAAACAGACCAAUCUAGAUGAGAAACAGCUGGCUAAACUGCACACUAAGGCCAGUCUGAAGAAGUUCAUGGACUACAUCCAAAGUGGCUCUGUGGACAAGAUGGCCAAGUUCUUGGACAAAGGGCUUGACCCCAACUACCAGGACCCUGACACGGGAGAAACCCCCCUGACGUUGGCGGUGCAGUGUGAGCCGGGGGGAGGGGAGGCCAUACGGGGGCUGGUGCUGGGAGGGGCUCAUCUUGAUUUCAGGUCCAAGGACGGACUCACACCUCUACACAAGGCUGUCCGCAGCCACUGCCACACAGCCUUGCUGACCUUGCUGUCUCUGGGUGCGUCUCCGGACUAUAAGGACCGGCGGGGGCUGACUCCGCUCUACCACACUGUGCUGACAGGGGGCGACACCUCCUGCUGUGAGACCCUGCUCCACCACCGCGCCAAGCUGGCCGUGAGGGACGAGAACGGCUGGGAUGAGACACACCAGGCCUGUCAGAAUGGCAACGCCCAGCAUCUGGAGCACCUUCUUUUUUACGGGGCAGACUCCACUUCCCAGAAUGCCUCAGGAAACACUGCCUUGCACGUUUGCGCUUUAUACAACAAGGACAGCUGUGCACGAAUUCUACUUUACAGGGGAGCCAAUAAAGACACAAAGAAUAACAGUGGGCAGAACCCAUUUCAGGUGGCUGUCAUGUCCGGACAUUUUGAGCUUGGAGAGAUUAUCAAAAACCAUCGGGACACGUAUGUAGUACCUUUUCUUGAGUCUCCCAAAUACGCCCCUCAGAGGCGAGAGAGUGCGCCGCGCACCCUGGCGCUGCCCCAGCCUCACCCCUUCCUGCGUGCCAACAGUGAUAACAGUAUGAACCUGCCUGACUGGAUGGCACUGCCCAAUACACCAGGCUCCAACAUUGUGUCUGUACAGGGCUAUAAGCAUUCAGGUACCAUGCGGAGCUCCAGUAGUCCCCGUGGGGCGCGGACUCGCUCCCCGUCCCGAGGGAGAGCAGGGGAAAAGGAGGACAGGAGUCGGCAGAGUCGGAGGCAGGGAGGAAGCGGAGGGGGAGGAGAAGGAGGGGCGGGGUCUGUCAGCAGCAAUACGGUUACAGCAGCAGGGGGCCAGCGGAGGCGUCUCUACAGCGCCGUCCCAGGACGUGUGUUUGUGGCCACGCGCUCCCACUCCGCCCAGGGAGACAGAGAGAUUAGCAUCAGCAAGGGAGACAAAGUCAAAGUGCUGAGUGUGGGCGAGGGAGGGUUCUGGGAGGGCACGGUUAAGGGACGGACCGGCUGGUUCCCCUCAGACUGCGUAGAGGAAGUGGCAGUCCGUAGCCAGGACAACCGCUCAGAGAGCCGCAGUGAGAAAGCCAAGAGACUGUUCCGGCAUUACACCGUGGGCUCCUACGACAGCUUCGACGCUCCCAGAGACUAUGAUUGGGUGAUCUACUGUGCGAUGGAUUGUGAUUGGGUGAUCUACUGUGCGAUGGAUUGUGAUAGGGUGAUCUACUGUGCCAUGGAUUGUGAUUGGGCCCUUGCUCUCUCUCUCUCCAUCGCUCUCUCCUCCUCUCCUCCCCUCCCUCGGCUCGUACUCGCUGCUCUCUCGCUGAAAGACGAGAAGGAGGAGGAGGAGGGGGGGGAAAUGGCGAUGGGGGGAUGCGGCGAGGAGGAUCUCUCCCUCUCGUCUUCCUGGCCGUCGCUAGGCCCCAUGAAUAGGAGUGUCUGGUUCAUUUACAGUGACUAUAUCAUCAAGGAGAAGACAGUGCUUCUGCAGAAAAAAGACAGUGAGGGUUUUGGCUUUGUGCUGAGAGGAGCCAAGGCUCAGACCCCCAUCGAGGAGUUCACUCCCACCCCAGCCUUCCCAGCACUGCAGUACCUGGAGUCUGUCGACGAAGGAGGCGUGGCCUGGAGAGCCGGUCUGAGAAUGGGAGACUUCCUCAUUGAGGUGAAUGGUCAGAAUGUGGUGAAGGUGGGCCACAGGCAGGUGGUCAACAUGAUCAGGCAAGGUGGAAACGCCCUCAUGGUCAAGGUUGUCAUGGUAACACGCAACCCUGACAUGGAGGAUGGCCAAAGAAAGAAAAUCCCCCAGCAGAGUAAAAGACUAAGCACUCCGGCCAUCGCUCUCCGCUCCAAAUCCAUGACCUCAGAACUGGAGGAGAUGGUGGAGAGAGCUGCUACCCCCUGGAAAAAAAAAUCAGAAUUCGAGUCUUCACAAGUUACAGAGAAGAAGAGGACAGUCUAUCAGAUGGCUUUGAAUAAACUAGAUGAGAUCCUGGCAGCAGCUCAGCAGACAAUCAGCACCAAUGAGGGGCAAGGGAUGCGGGGUCAGGGGGCAAAGAGAGACAGGAGCCGGGGCUCCUUUUACGCCAAUGAGCCAAAUUACGACCAAUCAGAAAUGGGGAUGACAGGGCUGGGCUAUGACCGCGCCCAGUUCACAUCAGGCCAUGCCCCUCCACACGGUAUGCUGCGACAGAAAUCCAUCGGGGUGACUGAAGAGGAGAAGUCCCAUCUCAAUCCUCCGGCCAUGAAGUUUGCCCGAAGUCUCUCGGUUCCCGGCCCAGAUGACAUCCCCCCACCCCCCACCACCGCCCCGCCAGACCCCCCCUUCUCCUCCGCCCCACCCCUGGGCUGGAGAGGGGGCAAGUCUUCCCAGCAGCCCUCUGUGGCCGUGUCCCAGUCCACCUCCACGGCAGCCCACUACCAGCUCUACUCUCAGUCUGUGCACUUUACCCACGGGGGCCGUGAAAGGGCAGCGGGGCCCAGUACCAGCGAUGGAGGAGGAGGGGUGGACCACACGCACCAGUACUCUAAUGCCCCCGCCCACUCCGCUCAGAGCAGGACUGCCUCUAGGAAAGGGGGCUACCCAGGGGAGCCUGUUGGAUCUGGAGGGGGAGGAGGAGUGGGGGGGGCCAAGGCUGCAGGUCUAAGGAGGGGCUACAGUAACGCCGCCCCACCUUCCAGCAGUGCCACGGUGAUGCCCCAGCAGCAGCAGACCACCCAGAGGGCAGACCGCAGUGCGGCUGGGGGGGCUGGAGAGGGGGUACCUAAAGGAGGGGGGGCGCGGAGAGGGAAGGGCCCUCUGGUGAAGCAGUCCAAGGGGGGCAAGGCCCCAGUGGAGAAGAGCUCCAUCCCCAUCCCCACCAUCAUAGUCAAGGCCCCCUCCAUCAGCAGUGGCAGUGGCCGCAGCAGCCAGGGCAGCAGUGUGGAGGCUGAGCCCACCCCACCAGGGGAGACUGACAGAACCCAACCCCUCCACGGACCCCCUUCCACCCCAGCCCCGCAACCCCCUGCUCCCCCCUCCACUCCGGCCCCUCCACCGCCCUCCCUCCGAGGCCAGGAUAGUGACUUCACCAGCCAGUUUGGGGCGGCCAUCGUGGGCGCAGCCCGCCGGGACAGGGAACGCUUCCAUGAGGCCCGCAGGAAGAGCGCCUCCAUCUUCAUGUCUGCUGAGGAGGAGGUGGGGCCAGGGGGAGGAGGAGGAGGAGUGGCAGGCAGGACUCAGGCCUCCCAGCAGCAGCAGUUCAGCCCCCAGCCUGGUGGCCCCUCCCCACGCCUCCGGCCCUCCAAGUCCAUCGACGAGGGCAUGUUCUCUGGGGACACCUUCAUCCACCACACCCGCAGCAUGCCCCCUGCCUUCGGCCUGCCAGAGUACUCCUCCCCAGCUCCCGACUACCAGCCCAAGUCUGUUCCGGCUGACUUCUACGGGGCAUCAAGCCGGCAGCAGCAGCAGGUCCCCUCUGGCACCACCUUCAUCCACCCCCUGACAGGAAAGGUCCUGGACCCCUCGUCCCCCCUGGGCCUGGCCCUGGCUGCCAGGGAGCGGGCCCUGAAGGACGACGGCAGGAUGAGGAGGGAGAGAGGGACCGAGCACCAGUUUGUACGACAGAUGUCCAGUGUGGUGGCGUUCCCCUCCCAGGCCACCUCCCCCACACCGGCUUCCUCAGCCACCCAUUCCUCCAGCUCCUCCUACCUGGUCACCUCCUCCUCCCUAGCCGCCACCACCUCCACCGGCCGACCCCCCUUCCCCAGGAUCCUCAGGGGUGCAGGCUGGGGCGAUGAGGGGGGAGGGGAGCGGGAAAGGGAGGGCGGCGGGGCCAGAGAGGGGCUGAGGGUGCGCUUCUCUGAGGACAAAACAGUCCACACACAUCACUACCAGUCCCAGCACUACCAACCCACCUACAGGGAGGAAAGACAGAGGGAGAGGUCGAGAGAGAGGGAGAGAGAGAGGGAGAGGUCGAGAGAGAGGGAGAGGUCGAGAGAAAGAGAGCGGGACAGAGAGGGGUACAUGAGGCAGCAGACAGCCCCUACCCAGCAGCCCCCUCAGCUGUCGUCCCAGCAGCCUCGCCAGGCCUCGUUUCUGAGGAUGGAGAGUGAGGCAGGCUACAUCCUGUCUCUCACCCCUCCAUCUCCCCCCGCUACAGCCGCCCCAUCUCACCCUCAGGGGGGAGGGGGUUCCGGGGGCAGUGGCCUCAUGGUUCUGCCGCCCCCUGCCCCCUCGGUGGAUGUGGAUGAUGAGUUUGUGUUUGCGGACCCACUGCCCCCUCCGCUGGAGUUUGCCAACAGCUUUGACCGGGGUGGAAUGUCAGGUUACACACACCGCGCCAUUAUAAACAACCUGGCCUCCCGCCAGCAGCAGCCCCCACCGCCUCCCCCUCCUCCCCCACCACCCCCUCCAAAAGAUAUGUUUAUCAGUGGGUUCCCGGCCCACACCCCCCUACCCUCCCCACAGGCGGGGGACUCCACCACCUCCAGCCUUACAUCCUAUGACAGUGAGGUGGCUAACCUGACCCAGUCAGGAAACUCCCCCACUCAGACAUCACCCAACCCCCUUCCUCCACCCUCACCCUCCGGCCUCCAGCCCACAGGACCCCCGCCUCCCCCCUCUGUCUCCCCC